Messenger RNA from Lytechinus pictus (painted urchin), 2430 nucleotides. RefSeq names its product matrilysin-like. Gene Ontology annotation, cellular component: extracellular matrix. The coding region runs from base 256 to 1710 and encodes 484 amino acids. The transcript is spliced from 8 exons. NCBI's taxonomy places the organism in Eukaryota, Metazoa, Echinodermata, Echinoidea, Temnopleuroida, Toxopneustidae. Gene Ontology annotation, molecular function: zinc ion binding; metalloendopeptidase activity. The record is from RefSeq and is a predicted model, not a curated record. Gene Ontology annotation, biological process: proteolysis; extracellular matrix organization; collagen catabolic process.
AUGUCAUUAUACUAGUACUUGAAAACUUAUGAGAGAUAAAUUACAUCUGUAAAAAUUCAAUUUACAAUGAAUUUAUAGCUGAAGCAAGAAUGAAAUGUCAACAUAAUGUUUGUAUUGAUCUUCUUAUUUGAAUAUUGAUUGAUUUUAAUACUAAAAACCUUUAGUCUCCUAAGACUUUCCCGUUUCAUUUAUCAAAAAUAUAUUCGGAUUCGUUACAUUUGACUUUGGUAUCAAACUUUAACAGAUUAAAAAAGUAUGCUUAAACAAAUUAUUCUCAAGGUGAUCAUAGUUUAUUGCAUUCCUGGUGUUUUCUCAGCCCCAACUCGGAGGAGGACGGCAGAGAUUACUUCUGAUCCAAUUAAAUAUCUUGAGACAAAUGGUUAUCUCAAGACCAGUAUUCAGCACUCGCCAACCUCAGUCGACGAUGUUCUCGAAUCGUUCCAGCAGUUUGCUGGCUUGGAGCAGACCGGGCUCCUCGAUGAUGCGACACGGGACAAACGCCAAGCCAAGAGAUGCGACGAAGGAGACAUCAUUGAUAACGGCUAUAACCAGCAGGGAGAGAGCAAGAACUGGGGAAGAUUUACACCAAAAGGGGGUAGAUGGACAAAGAACGACUUGACGUAUUACUUCAAGAAAUACACUACUGAUCUUACUCAACUUCAAACUAAGGAUGCGAUUAGAAGAGCGUUCCAAGUUUGGGCAGAUGUUUCGCCGCUGUCGUUCACAGAAUCAUCCGAAUCUACAGCCGACAUCGUUAUCGAUUUCGUGUCGAGAGACGAGCAUUCCGAAGAAUACCCGUGCGAGCAGCAUAAGUUCGACGGGCCUGGUGGCUUUAUUGCGCAUGCGUUCUACGACCCACCACUCGGCAUCGUCCACUUCGACGAAGACGAAACGUUCACGACUAUGACAAUGGGUCGUGAGGGUACCUUCGACCUCGCUUUUACUGCCGCUCACGAGAUCGGUCACGUACUGGGAUUGGGACAUUCUAACAACUCCCAUGCAGUUAUGGCCCCAUUUUACAGCGGUAUUGAAGGAGGUUUAAACCUACACCGAGAUGAUAUAGACGGAAUCCAGUAUUUGUAUGGUACUCCUGAUGUUGAUGUAACGGUGGCUGAUUAUGGAAGGGGGAUUAGCGACGUCGCCAAACUGCCGUCAUGCGACACACCAUGGGAUGCCGCCACAUACUACGCCCCUGACGAUGUCGUGUACGCAUUCAAAGGCAAGUUCGUAUGGGCGAUUGGCGAGGAUGGGGCCUUAGAAGGCUACCCGAGGAAGAUCAACAAGGUUUUUCACGGGGCACCAAAUAACGUCCACUCUGUCGUAUCUGCCGGUAGCCGGACAUACAUGUUCAAAGGUAUGAAAAUCUGGCGAUUCUUCGGGAAGCAGUUGGAACCUGGUUUCCCCCGUCCGAAACGAAACAGUUUCCCGUCCAAAACCAAUGCUGCCCUGGUCCAUGAUGGUAGGAUAUACAUCCUCAAGGGAACCCGGUACUACGAGUUCUUCGAGAAUGAUCUCAGCAUCGGAUGGUCCAAGGAGAUUCUUCAUCAAUGGAGAGGGCUGCCGACCCGCGUUGAUUCUGCUUUCCAGUGGCGGAAUGGCACCACCUUUUUCUUCAAGAAUGAUAGUUAUUGGAGAUUUGAUGGUCAGAAAUUAACGGAUGCUCAUCCCGGCUCUGUCUCGAAGGAUUGGUUAGGUUGCGGAUUCUCGUGAGAAAUAUCUGACACAAAACCUUCUUCAAGAAAGGCAGUUAUUGAGAUUUCGGUGUGUUCGCGGAAGGGUGGAUGUUCAUCGAGAAUUUGUCUCGAAUGAGACGUAGGCUUCCAGACACUGGGGCCCGUUUCAUAAAGAGUUACAACUGUUGUAACUUUGCCUUUAUGGCAACUACCAUGGUAACCUCGAUUUUGAUUGGCUGCUGAGCCCUGUCGCCAUGGUAGUUGCCUGAAUGGCGAAGUUACAACAGUUGUCACUCUUUAUGAAACGGGCCCCAGACGGACUUCUUCAGAUAAAAGAGACAACGGAAAUCUAAUGGUCACGAAAUGGUUGGUGCUCAUCAGAAUUCCGUCUUGAACAAUUGGCUUGACUGCAGGUCAUCUUUGGCGAUUACAGACUACAUGAUUAUACACCUGUAACUAGCGAUAUUCAGGAUUAUACAGAAUCAGUGCAAUGUAGUCAUGGUAGUUGCACUAGAUCUGAUUGUAUCAUCUAUAAAUCCUACAUGGCGUGGAGUCAUGUCCAUAAUGAUAAUGAAACUUGUUUUAAACAAAAUGUCGACAUCGAAACAUGGACUCAUUCACUGUAUAAACACGCCAUGGUGUAUUAUAAAGAUAAUUGUCUGACAAGUUAUCCGAUAUUUUCAUUGAUUCUGAUUGGCUAGGAAGCAUGUAGUGUCUGAUCGAUACCAUGGAAACUGUCAGAUAAGACAGACGCUUC